This is a messenger RNA of Phragmites australis (common reed), 658 nucleotides long. RefSeq names its product large ribosomal subunit protein bL35c-like. Gene Ontology annotation, molecular function: structural constituent of ribosome. The transcript has 3 exons. Gene Ontology annotation, cellular component: large ribosomal subunit; ribosome. NCBI's taxonomy places the organism in Eukaryota, Viridiplantae, Streptophyta, Magnoliopsida, Poales, Poaceae. Gene Ontology annotation, biological process: translation. The record is from RefSeq and is a predicted model, not a curated record. The coding region runs from base 94 to 525 and encodes 143 amino acids.
CCGCUCGCGGUCUAUCUGAUCUGCAAAGCCGAAGCGGAAGCGAGGGACCGAUACAGAGACGCAGCGGAAGCCAUUCAGCGGCUUAGCUAAGCCAUGGCCGUGCCCCUCGCGCGCCUCUCGCUCCCGCGCUCCCCGUCCCUCGCCGUCUCCGCAGGCGCCAAGAACCGCCCCGCCGCCAGCCUCACCUUCCCCGCCAAAUCCUUCUUCGGCGCGCCGCUGGCCGCCACCGCCGUCUCCGUCGCGUCGCCGCUCCCGCGCAAUCCUGCCAACUCCAGCCCGCUCGCGGUCGUCGCGGCGGGGAAGAAAGGGUACAAGAUGAAGACCCACAAGGCCUCGGCGAAGCGGUUCCGGGUGACGGGGCGGGGCAAGAUCGUGCGGCGGUGCGCCGGGAAGCAGCACCUGCUCGGGAAGAAGAACACCAAGCGCAAGAAGAGGCUCUCCAAGAUGGUCCAAGUUAACAAGAGCGAUUACGACAAUGUGACGGGCGCACUGCCCUACCUCAAAGUGAACAGGAAAGCAGAUUGAUAUCUCCUUGGUCUUCAAAAAUCGUUCUGUUUCAGUUCACCAUUUUGUAAUUUUACGUAUCUUCCUCUGUAUUUCCUUAUUGAAUACCACGGCCCUAAUUCAUUUCAAGCAAGCAUAAAGAACUUUAUGAGCA